AUGGGGGCGUUGUAUAGUUGUUGCUGGCGGAGUCAUGAGGAGAACAAAGAUGAGGAGAACUCUAUUUUACGGUAAGAAUAUUAAGAUUUACGGUAAGAAUAUUGUUGUUUUAUGAUACACUUCAUACUUCGUCACGUUUCCUCUGGAAUAUCAUGUGCAUGCUUUUUUUAAAUGAUAGGCUUUAUUAAAAUAGUGGGCAUGCAAUGGGAACCUAUUCUAGUCUAUUUAAUUCGGACCUAGAGAUUCUUCUGAAUGGGGAAAAUAUAUAUAGCAAAGUCUUUUUUUUUUUUCAUGGCACACUGCCCAAGAUAUAAAACAAGCAGCGUAUGUGAAGCCUCUGUAAUCUGGUAUGUAGACUAUGUUUAGGAGAAUCUCUCAGGUCAGCAUGUGUUUAGGCUACUCCUUACUGAACCACAGCACUUUCACGGGCAAGGCUCAGUCAAAUCAGGGAUCCUGGGACUAUAAGGAACCAGAACCAGAACCAAAUCUGUGACAAGAGACAGAGAGACUACUUCAACAUGAACUUAAACUUAUCUCUGGUCUUCCAGAUAUGAGACUUCCAAAAUGCAGAGCGCCAGGACUCGGACCUCCUCCAGGACUCGGACCUCCAAGACGCAGACCUCCAGAGCCAGCGUGUCCAGCCACAGUGACCCAAGCCCGGGUCAGGAGGGCCUGCCUUGGAGGACAGAGGAGCAGGAGUGGGUCCCCUGGAGCAGCCCCAGGACCUCCAUGGGUGAUGCAGAGUCGGACGGAGAGCUCCAAGCCUUCAUCAUGAUGAGGAACGAGGCAGAUACGUACACAGAG
Messenger RNA from Coregonus sp. 'balchen', 804 nucleotides. Lineage: Eukaryota; Metazoa; Chordata; Actinopteri; Salmoniformes; Salmonidae. The record is from the annotation of a GenBank genome assembly.